Molecule: messenger RNA, 4706 nt
Organism: Candoia aspera
Lineage: Eukaryota; Metazoa; Chordata; Lepidosauria; Squamata; Candoiidae
Gene: HERC3
Product: HECT and RLD domain containing E3 ubiquitin protein ligase 3
Exons: 25
Coding region: 588-3323 (911 amino acids)
Biological process (GO): protein polyubiquitination; ubiquitin-dependent protein catabolic process
Cellular component (GO): cytoplasm
Molecular function (GO): ubiquitin protein ligase activity
Source: RefSeq, a predicted model, not a curated record
UGAGAGGAGUGUCAAGGAAGUGGCCUGUGGGAAAAACCAUUCUGUGUUUUUGCUGGAAGACGGGGAAGUCUACACAUGCGGUGUGAACACCAAAGGGCAACUUGGUCAUGAGAGAGAAGGCCACAAGCCAGGAGGUUGUAACUACAUAGCUUGUCAGCAUUAAAUCUGAGAGGAAGUCCCCUGCAUUUGGAGGGCACCAGUUGGAGAAAAUUAAACCCAAAGAGGAAGGAAAUUGUAUGAUGGUGAUGGCAAUAAUCGGAUGAGGAUCUACUCAGUGGAAGAUACUUCCUUAAGGGCAUUUUUGCUCAAGGCCCACCCCCUUCCUUGCAACCUGUCUUGGGAACAGGAAAAAUAAGGUGAACUGUCACCAUCUCCGUCUGCUUGGACCAAGCUCUCCUCAUAAACAAAUUUAUGCUCUAGCUGAUCAGCACAUCGUCCAUGUGGCCUGUGGUGAGUCUCACAAUGUGGCUCUUAGUGACCAAGGCCAGCUCUUUUCCUGGGGUUCAGGGAGUGAUGGUCAGUUGGGUCUUACAACAAGAGAAGACUCUGUAAGAAUUCCAAGGUUAAUAAAAAAGCUGAACCAAGAGAUGAUUCUUCAGGUCUCAUGCGGGAACUGGCAUUGUCUAGCUCUAGCAGCUGAUGGACAGUUCUUCGCAUGGGGACAGAACAACCAUGGACAGCUUGGGCUGGGUAAAGAAUUCCCCUCCCAGGCCACUCCUCAGCGUGUCAAGUCACUUGAUGGGAUCCCUCUGUCUCAGGUGGCUGCAGGUGGAGCACACAGCUUUGCUUUGUCCCUCUCAGGAGCUGUGUUUGGCUGGGGAAAAAACAACUCUGGACAGCUGGGUUUGAGUGACGAGAAAGAUCGGGAAUCUCCUUGCCAUGUGAAACUCUUAAGGACUCAAAAAGUUGUCUAUAUCAGCUGUGGAAAUGACCAUACCGCUGUUCUGACAAAGAGUGGAGGAGUGUUUACCUUUGGUGCAGGAUCGUGUGGGCAACUUGGCCAUGAUUCACUGAGUGAUGAAAUCAAUCCUAGAAGAGUUUUGGAGCUGAUGGGCAGUGAGGUGUCCCAGAUCGCUUGUGGUAGACAGCACACUCUAGCCUUUGUGCCUUCUUCAGGAAUUAUCUAUGCAUUUGGUUGUGGAACUAAAGGCCAGCUGGGAACGGGGCACAUCUGCAGUCUUAAAUGUCCUUCCCCAGUGAAAGGCCACUGGGCAGCUCAUGAUGGGGAAGUCUCUGGUAGAAGAGAUACUUGCAUGUAUUAUAUUGUUAAACAUAUAUUCUCUGGAGGAGACCAAUCAUUUGUAAUUUGCUCAGAAAAAGAGAAUUCUCUACCAGCUGAUGAUUUCCGGACCAUAAAUCAAAAUACCUGUUUGAUUAGUGACAGCACAAUAGACAUGUGGAGGCAAAAGCUUUCUGAAAGAAAUAGCUCUAAUUCAGUGAAUGAGGUUGUUCAGAUCUUAUCUUCAGCUGCUUGCUGGAAUGGAAGCUUCCUUGAAAAGAAAAUAGAUGAACAUUUUAAAACAAGUCCCAAAAUUCCAGGAAUUGACUUGAAUUCCACCAGAGUGAUGUUUAAUAAGCUAAUGACAUCUCAGCAUUCUACAUUGCGUGACCAGAUCUUGAAGAGCUUUGAAAGCUUUUUGAUCCCCCAGCUGCCUAGCUCCCCGCCAGAUGUUGAAGCCAUGAGAAUCUAUCUGAUUCUUCCGGAAUUCCCUCUAUUUCAAGACUCAAAAUACUAUGUAACCUUAACGCUUCCUUUGGCAAUGGCUAUACUGCGCCUGGACAAAAAUCCCAGUAAAGUUUUAGAUAACUGGUGGUCUCAGGUAUGCCCAGGGUACUUCUUGAGGCUAGUGGAUCUCUAUAAAGGUGCUGUGGUUUAUCUCUUGAAUGGGAAAAAAACAUUGCUGAUUCCAGUCUUGUACAGCAGUUACAUCACAGCUGCACUAAAACUUCUGGAGAAACUUCAUAAAGUAAAUCAGAAAGCUAAGCACAUAGAAUAUGACAAGUUUUAUAUCCCAGAGAUUUCUAAUCUGAUAGAUAUUCAGGAAGACUACCUGAUGUGGUUUAUGCAUCAAGAUGGAAUGAAAGUAAGACCAUCUAUCAUGCAGGAUGCUGUGACUCUGUGCUCUUACCCUUUUAUCUUUGAUGCACAAGCCAAGACCAAGAUGUUGCAGACAGAUGCCAAACUGCAGAUGCAGGUGGCCAGUAGUGGAGCAAAUCUACAGAAUGUCUUCAUGCUUCUCUCCCUGGAACCCCUUCUGGCUCGAAGCCCAUUCCUGGUCCUUCACGUUCGCAGGAGCAACUUGGUUGGUGAUGCUCUGAGAGAACUGAGCAUCCAUUCAGAUACUGACUUGAAAAAGCCUUUGAAGGUGAUCUUUGAUGGCGAGGAAGCUGUAGAUGCUGGUGGUGUCACAAAGGAAUUCUUCCUCCUCCUGCUGAAAGAGCUCUUGAAUCCCGUCUACGGAAUGUUCACCUGCUAUUCAGAUUCAAAUCUGCUCUGGUUCUCAGAUACUUGUUUUGUUGAGCACAACUGGUUUCACCUAAUUGGCAUCAUAUGUGGUCUGGCUAUCUACAACUUCACCGUGGUGGACCUCCACUUUCCAUUGGCUUUAUAUAAGAAACUUCUGAAUGUGAAGCCCUGCCUAGAUGACUUGAAGGAGUUGUCUCCCCUGGAAGGAAGGAGCCUCCAAGAGCUUUUAGAUUAUCCUGGGGAGGAUAUUGAAGAAACAUUCUGCCUCUACUUUACAAUAUGCAGAGAAAGUUAUGGAGUAGCAGAGCAGAAAAAUCUUGUUCCCGAUGGAGACAAAAUACCUGUGCAGACCAACAACAGGCAGGAAUUUGUGGACGCCUAUGUGAAUUACAUCUUCAACCUUUCAGUGCAUGAGUGGUACACUGCUUUCUCAAGUGGCUUCCUGAAGGUGUGUGGUGGGAAGGUUCUUGAACUCUUCCAGCCUACCGAGCUGAGGGCCAUGAUUGUGGGAAGUAGCAACUACAACUGGGAGGAACUGGAGGAGAGUGCAGUUUACAAGGGAGACUAUUCAGCAACACACCCAACUGUACAAAUGUUCUGGGAGACAUUUCAUGAAUUCCCUUUGGAAAAGAAGAAGAAAUUUCUUUUGUUCCUGACUGGCAGUGACCGCAUCCCCAUCUACGGUAUGUCUAGUUUACGCAUCAUCAUUCAGUCCACCUCCAGUGGUGAGCAGUACCUGCCGGUGGCCCACACCUGCUACAACCUCCUUGAUCUGCCCAAGUACAGGAGCAAAGAAACCCUGAGCACACGACUUACUCAAGCCAUCGACCACUACGAGGGCUUCAGCUUGGCCUGAGGGCAAGCCACCCCCAACAGAGACAAUUCUGAAUUGAAAGAAAAUCUUGUCUUGUUCUUCCUUCUGUAAGGAAAGGGGACAAGUUGCUCAGGGAAGCCUGGGAGGGGGAAGGGAGGUGCAUAGGAAAAAGGACGCUGACAAAGGUCUAUCAAUGUUUGUUGAAACUUAUUUUAUGCUUAUUGGAUAAACCUCUCUUGGUUUAAAACAGCCUCUCUCUGCUUCUCCGAAGCCUGUUGAACUACCUUUAUAUUUCUGAGGUAUCUCCAUCUUUUUCAAAAAUAGACUCUGCCAACUGUGAAUUCCUUUCCAUUUCCUUCCCCAUCAGCCCAGAACUGCCCUCUUUGCUCAUAGGUCUGGUUUCUCAGCUCUAGGGAUAAUUUCGAUAAUUAUCUAUUCCAAGGUUGGUUUUGGAAGAGUGGUGAGGGAAGGAAAUGAAAAGCUUACAAGUUUUUCCCUUUUGUCUAAUUUUCCCCAUUUUGUUUUGUCUGCGGAAAAUGACCAACGGGAUAAGCCUUCUUAGCCUUCUCUUUGCCCAGAAGAGCUUCUCCUCAGGCAAGUUGGGAGUUGGAAGGCAGCAGAGGUCAUGCAGAAUUGGAUUACAGGGCCAAAAUACUUACUUUGUGUUAAUGGUUCAAAGAAGAAUUUGUGUUUCAAUGCGGUAUUUUUCAUUUUCUUUUCCCUCCAGGGACGGGAAGUUCACAGCACAACCCAUGUUUUCUUCCCACCCCACUGUGCGCAGAUGUGUUUCUUGCAGACUGCUACUGAACGUCCCUUCGCCAUACUGCCUGUCUUAUCAAUGGAUGAUGCAUUAUUUUUUGGAACAGGCCCUGUCUGCCCCCGCUAAGAUCCAAGGCCAAAGUACUGUGGGGUGAAUGGAAGAAAACUGAUUAGCAGCUUCCUUUUCUCCCCCAAAUCAGCUUCCCCCAUUUAUUAUAAAAGCCACAGUGAAUAUUCCUCCCUCCCCCCGAUAAUUGCAUCAUAUUGUGGUCCAAGUCUAGUUAAAAUUGGUAAUGACUGAGUCUCAUGGAAAAUAAUGGAAUUAGUACAUUUGGGACUGAUGGGGGUACAGGGUAAUUGCAAUCCUGAUCCAGCUCAGCCAUGAAGAGGUGUUUUUUUUUUUUUUUCAGUCAGCCAAGCAAGGUGGACUUUGGUCGUAAUUUAAUUUUGGUUGGCAUGGAGCCACAGUACGUGUGUACCUUUUAAUUCAACCAUGUUUUGCACUUCCCUGAUGAAAAGCUUUAAAGGCAUUAGGGAGUUACUUUGCUGUUUGGGUAGCCAAUCAGCGUCUUUCUACUGCAACUUUAAAAGAACUUUAUCAAAUGCUUAUUUUGUAUGUGCGUGUACAUAGCUCAAUAUUAUGCAAUAAAUGGAAUGUUUCCUUCA